AUGCUAGAAGGAGUCUACACAUUUGGACAACCACGUAUAGGGGAGGAGAAUUUUGGAGAGUUUAUGAAGGAAGUGGUGAGAAAGCAUGAAAUAGAGUUUGAGAGGUUUGUUUAUAACAAUGAUAUUGUGCCAAGAAUACCCUUUGAUGACAAGGUUCUCUUCUCAUUCAAGCACUAUGGAUCUUGCAAUUACUUCAACAGUCUCUACAAAGGAAAGUUAAAUUAA
Molecule: messenger RNA, 225 nt
Organism: Thlaspi arvense
Lineage: Eukaryota; Viridiplantae; Streptophyta; Magnoliopsida; Brassicales; Brassicaceae
Source: the annotation of a GenBank genome assembly